CUCUCCCCUCACCCCCUCAUCCCACAGCCCCCGCUCGGCCACUGCCGCCGCCGCCGCCUACUCUUCGCGACUCUCCCCAUAGCAGCGGAUCCUGCGCAGGCAAGAGCGGUCCCUUCCUCUUCUCCCAGCCCACGCUUCCCCUGCCGCCGCCGCCGCCACAUUCGGGUCAUCCCGAAUCCGCCACCCAUCAUUGGCCCCUGCUGCUUGCUGCUAUGGUGUAGUUCUCUUUCCAUGGCUAUUGUCCGGCGGCAUCCCGUACCCCUUUUGCUGCAGAUCCGAGCUCAAGCAGGUUACCCCUCAUUGGAUUUUCGGUGCCACUCGUCUGGAUCGAGCAGAUGCAGGUACUGCCAUCAUCCCCAAAUCAUUUUCAAGUAGCUGACAUAUGAAUCCCCAAACUAUUCUCGAGUGGCUGACAUAUGAAUAGAUCUCCAAUAGGCCGACAAUCCCUGGUUCAAUUUUGUCCAUGGUCAGUGAUACAGAUCCCUUCCUGUCCGACCCUUCUUAUGUUGUGGUUGUAGCAAUUGUGAAAUCAAGUUGGCAUCCUUCAACGCCCUCUUCUUCUGCAAGGGUCUGUGCAAGGAGUCCCUUGAAUUUCCUUUGAUUCAUGGAUAUUAGGAAUUCACUAGGUAAAAAAGCACUACUGAUUUUAAGUCAUCCUUUUUGCAAUGUAAGUGUAGUAGUGCCUCUGUAACCUUGUAGAAAUUCAUGUAUAUUAACUUUACAUUUUCUUGAAAGAAUUAUAUGCAAGACUAAAUAUAGAUCUGCGACAUGUUUAGGGUAAAGAUUCAGAUACAUGAUGAAAUAGCACACACAAGAAUAUGUGAUGCCUCAGUUGAGAUAUUACUAAAUGUUCAUAGUUGUAUGCUAUUGUUUUGACUACAUUAAAAUAUAGGAGUCAUUCUGGUUGAGAACAUGGUAAACUUUCAGUGUUAAUUGUGAAUGUACACUGGCUUGUUUGAUUGCCAUUAUCAUUUUUGAUAUAAUCAUAUGGUUUUGUUUCCUUAAAAGGUUGAAAGAUAGAAAUAGCUAGUGCUGCUUCAUAGAUUACAUUUUUUAGAUAAAGGAUUAACCCAGCCUCUAUAUUCUUAUUACCAAAUUGCCGACCCAAUUCAUGAUCUCAAUUUGACAUUUUGGUGAUUGGUGAAUGGGAAAAAGGAGUAUUGGACUAGUAACCUUUUGGAAAUAGUUUAAUACAAAAUGUAAGAUUUGACUGUAUGAUGCUGACUGCUGAAUUAUACUAAGAUCGUGGAGAUAACAAGCUCGAGUGUACUUCAUUUCACACACUCUCUGCACCUUUUAUGUAGCAGCAUACUCAACUGAUUGGUUGUAAUUUUAUUUAUAGUGCUGCUGCUGCUAGCUAGCUACUGAGUUGUCCAAAACACUGCAUACGAUGUGAUAUAGGGAAAAGGCUGCCUAGGAAAAGGUACCUUGCUGAAAUCUGGAAGGUGAAUGACUCUAUUAUAUCCUGGUAUUUCAUUAUUUAGCUUGUUAUAGUUUUAAUGUUACAAAACUGCAUAUUGUGUGGAUUGGGAGAACUACGUACAUAUAUGAUAUGUUCAUGCAAAUUGUCUUAUAUCUAAUUUAAUUUAAUUUUAGGGUAGAAAAUCGAUAGUUGUGGGCACUUUGCAGCAAGUUCGCUUUCCUCCUCAUUACUGAAUCAGGUAUAAGGACACAAUAUACUAGCCUUUCAUUGAGUAGGUUGGUCUCAUUUUUUAAUCUUCAGUUAGAGUGGGUUGAUCUUAAGUAGUUUUGUUUUGAGCCAAACUGAACUCCUGUAUGAUUCCUGUGCACAUUUUAUUGAUUGUUGGGUUCAAGAAUUUACAAAAAGACAAUUUAGGAUCAAAAGAUUCUAGCAGUGCUUCUUUACUUUAUUAUAAACAAGACUGAGCUUGUGUAUGGUUUCUACCCAUGACUUCGAUCAUCAUUACUAUUUAAUUUUCAGUUUUGACAACUUGAACAUGGUUCACCAUCUAAUUCAGUUAAUUUUGUCACUUGGUUAGGUAAAAAAAUACAAUGAGAUGGAGCUAGCCGUAAGUGUCAUCAUGCUUCAAUUCCACCUCAAGGUGAAUUUAUGUUGAUCUUUACUUGACUGAAAGUUAUGUUGAGCUGUCUUGUCUUAAUGUUCAGAUAUCUUUCUGGGAGUCAUAUAUACACUAGGAGCUAUGGAAGUUCAAGCAACCUGUAAUAUGGUGACACUAGAUCUUAAAGGAUGUAUAUUUGGUGGAGUACUCGUACAAUUUGUCACAAGGACUUUAGAUCAUUUACUUAUUUUAUUCCAAUAGCUUACUUAUUUUAUUCCAAUAGCUUGAUGGAUGUCAUUCUGAUCUGUAUGUAACAUGUAUAUGGAACUAUCAGAAUUUUCUUUUGAGAAACAACUAUCAGAAAAAUUGGUUUUGGUGGAGUUAUGAAAUUGUAGUUGCGUGUGCAAAUCUGCAUGUGGAUAUUAUUUUUUUUACCUUUAUUAGUUGGUUUCCUGACGGUUAUACCGUCAGGAAUCCGUUAACUUUCCUGGAUAUGGCCUGCCGUCAGGAAUUGCCGUCAGGAAAGCAUUCCUGUCGGCCAACCGUCAGGAGAAAUGGACCUUUCCUGACACUGGGCUCCUGUCGGCGUGUUCCUGACGGUGAGGCGUAAGGAAUAGAACUCCUGACGGUUUUCCACCAUUUCUUGACGGUUUUUGACCGUCAGUAAUUUCCUGUUUUCUGGUAGUGAUAAGGUUGGAGUUUAACAAAGACCAUAUCUCCCACUGAGAAUGAACGCUCAGAAUGAUGUUUAUCAGCCUGCUUGUAUACGAGAUUUAGCUAUGCUGAGAUGGUGCUUGGUCAAGGUGGUAAUAAACUUGUGGGUCUUGUAACCACACAGAAAGCUUUGGAGCUUGCAAAACAUCAAUAAAAGAAAUACUGAAAUGCUUGGAAGUGUAACUAUACAGUGCUUCGAAAGGAGAUCAACCCACUGCCGAAUGAUAACAACAAUUGUACCAGAACUCAGUCAAAAGGGACACUUGGUUGGCUUGGGUAGUGGAAUAUCUCUAGCUAUGGGAUCUAGUUUCAGAUUUUACACUUAAUGAUUUGGAGGAUGUUCAUCACUGGAAGUUGGAAUCCUCAUGUUCCUUCUCUACUAAAUCAGCCUACCGAGCUUUCUUCUCUGGUUCCAUUACAUUUGAACUUUGGAAGCGUUUGUGGAAAUGUUGGGCUCUCGGAAAAUGCAAAACUUUUAUUUGGCUAGCAAUCCGGAAUCGCUGUUGGACAGCUGACCGGUUACAAAAAAGAGGACUCCCCAACCCGAAUCACUGCCCCCUCUGUGAUCAAGAAGAGAAAACGGUACAACACAUCCUCACGACGUGUUUUUGCUAGACAAUUCUGGUUCGCUGUCUUGCAGCCCUUGAAUUUGGCCGCAUUAGUCACUAGCCGAAGAACUGUUUCUUUGGCUGAUUGGUGGUUGAGAGCUUGGAGGAAAGUCCCUAAACAGCACAAAAAAUGGUUUAAUUCACUGGUCAUGCUAGGUGCUUGGAUCAUUUGGAAACACCGUAAUGCAUGUGUCUUUGAUGGACUAGCUCCCUGCCUCCAAGUUGCUUUGCAAGCCUAUAAGGAUGAAUUGCAGCUUUGGAUAGCUGCAGAAGCUAAGGGACUCAGGGCCCUGCGUGUACGACAGAUAGAGUGAAGACACCAUUAGGGUGUUUUGGUCAGAUCCUACCUCUCUACACUUUUCUGUAAGAGUCUUUUAGGAGUUUUGUUCAACCGUCACCCAUUCUGGCCCAAGGUGGGUGAUCGGUGGUGUAAAUUGGCCAUUCUCUUCUUCUUAAUACAAAGAUGCGCAUCUCUCCUGUGUGUUCGAGAAAAAAAAAAGAACUCAGUCAAAGAAAGCAACCUGCUUCGUUUAGUUGGACAAGGAUUGACAAAACAACGCAAAUAUAUUUUCAUAGUUUGGUUCAAGCGCUCAGUUUGUUCGUCUGACUGAGGAUGGUAAUUGGAGCUCAUUUGAAGCUUAACACCAGCUAAACCGAAUAGCUCCUUCCGAAAUAGACUUGUAAAAAAUACGAUUACGGUCAGAAACUACAGAUUGUGGCAUUUCAUGGAGCUUGUAAAUAUGGUGCAUGAAUAACUUGAACCACUCCCGAUGCAGAAAAGGAAUGUUUAAGAGGGACAAAGUGAGCAUAUUUGGUAAAUGAAUCCACCACCAUAAGUAUGCAAUUAACAGCACCAGAUAAAGGCAAGCCCUCUACAAAAUCUAAGGAUAUUAUCUGCCAGGCUUCAGACGGCACAGGAAGAGGUUGAAGCUUACCAGGUAGCUUGGCUCGAUCAGACUUGGCUUGCUGGCAAAUCAAGUAGGAUUUCACAAAACUCUUGAACAUUAGUCUUUCAAGCUACGCCAAGCAAACGUCUGUUUCGUUCUUCUAAAGGUUACUGGCACCCCUGAAUGGCUCUCCGAGUGCACUAAAGUGACAAGCUUCCAGAAGUUCUGUCUGCAGAUCAGGAUUGUUGCCAAUCCAGAUACGGUUCUUAUAACGCAACACACUAUUUUGCAGUGUGGAAUGAGGAACAGUUAUUGGGUCAUUAGAAAGCUUGGAAAUCAUAUCCAUUGUAACUGAAUAACUUGAAACCACUUCUAAAACCCAUUGUGGAGUGCAAGUAGAUACUGCAGCACAAUGGGAAGUGUGAGAAGAUUUCUUGAACAAGGCAUCAGCCACUUUGGUGUCGAUCCCUUUCUUGCAAAUGAUUUUAUAUUGGAGCCCAAGCAGUUUAGAGAACACUUUUUGCUGCCAAUGAGUAUGCAACGUAUAUAGGAGUACGUUGGAUCAAAGUUUUUCUGGUCGGUAUACAAGAAACUCUCCAUGUUGCAGAUAAGAUCUCCAUUGUUGGACUGCCAUCAAUAUUGCCGGGUAUUCCUUCAUGUAGGUAGAGAACCCCUUCUCUUCUGGAUAUUUUGCAGAUAACCCCAUAAAUUAGAUUGGUUGCGAUCAAGAUAUAUUUACAAAACACCCCUAAUAUUUGAUAUUUACCCCCUUAAAUUGGAUCGCGAUCCAAAUAUGACGGUUAUUUGUAAAUAUUCGCGAUUUUUGGCGAACAGGCCCCUCGUCGGGUCUCGACGCUUGCGGCGGAGGGGCUGAGGCAGAGACGAGGCUCCGGCGGGCGGCGACGGCAGCCGGACGUCAGGGCCCGCCGCCGGAGGGGCUCCACAAUCCACGGAUAGCAGCAGCCCACGGCGGGCACACCGCACACACACGGAAGCGGGGCCCACGGUUAAUUUUUUCGUCGUGACCCCCUCCGAUAAGCCUGCCACGUCAUAGCAUCUCAGUUGGUAGCAGUAGCACUCCACCGCAGUCACGCCCCCCCCCCCCCCCUCCGCUCCCUUCCUCCUUCUCCGUCGGCACGGCGCCAGCUCCGAGGCGGGACCGGAGGAGGGCAUGGCGCGGCGCGCGGCAGCGGCGGCGAGGCUUCUACGCCGCCUGGGCCCGCUCGCCUCCGAGCCGCCGGUGCGAGGCAUACCUCAUACUCAAUAUGAAUUCGCAAGCCGCACUGUGAGUUCCUGUAGAAGAUUCCAUUGGAUUCCCAGUCUACAGCGUCCACCUCAUGGACCUAGAACUAAUGUGGAAACAUAUGAAGGGAAACACAGUGCUAAUAUGGCUUCUGAAGUUCAGAAGCGCACAUUUGGUUCUGCGGCAACACAUAUUCAGAGGAAUCCAGCCUAUUCAGAGCUGAACUCUGAUGAUGUUUCUUACUUCAAGAGCAUCUUGGGUGACAAUGGUGUAGUUCAGGAUGAAGACAGAAUCGCAGUAGCAAACGUAGACUGGAUGGGUAAAUACAGGGGUGCAAGUCAGCUACUACUUUUACCAAAAAAUACUACAGAGGUUUCUAAGAUUCUUUCAUAUUGCAACACCAGACGAUUGGCUGUGGUUCCACAAGGUGGCAAUACAGGCCUCGUAGGUGGCAGUGUGCCUGUUUAUGAUGAGGUGAUUGUCAGCCUCGCAGGCAUGGACAAAAUCAUUUCCUUUGAUAAUGUAAAUGGUAUUCUUACUAGUGAAGCUGGUUGUGUGUUGGAGAAUUUAAGUACCUUCGUGGAAAAUGAAGGGUUUAUUAUGCCACUUGACUUGGGAGCGAAAGGUAGUUGCCAAAUUGGUGGAAACAUUUCAACUAAUGCUGGUGGCCUGCGUUUCAUACGCUAUGGUUCACUUCAUGGAAAUGUACUUGGUCUUGAAGUUGUGCUGGCUGAUGGGACAAUCCUUGAUAUGCUUACUACCUUACGGAAAGACAAUACUGGGUAUGAUCUGAAGCACUUAUUCAUCGGAAGUGAAGGUUCGCUAGGAGUGGUUACCAAAAUUUCAGUACUUACACCUGCAAAGCUACCUGCAACUAAUGUUGCAUUUCUUUCCUGCAAUGACUACACAAGCUGCCAGAAAUUACUGCUUGCAGCUAGGAGGAACUUGGGUGAGAUCCUGUCUGCAUUUGAAUUCAUGGAUCAUCACUGUAUUGAUCUGGCUAUGCGACAUUUGGAAGGAGUUCAAAAUCCUUUACCUGCAUCUCAGUACAAAUUUUAUGUUCUAAUUGAGACAACAGGGAGUGAUGAAUCGUAUGACAAAACAAAACUGGAAGCUUUUUUGUUGCGUUCAAUGGAAGAUGGUCUGGUUUCUGAUGGCGUCAUAGCGCAAGAUAUCAGCCAAGCAUCAAACUUUUGGCGUAUCCGUGAGGGUAUAUCAGAGGCGUCUGUUAAAGUUGGAGCUGUGUACAAAUAUGACUUGUCCAUACCUGUAGAGAAGCUCUAUGAUAUUGUUGAAGAAAUGCGCUGUCGUCUUGGUGAUAAUGCAGAGGUAUUGGGCUAUGGCCACCUUGGAGAUGGAAAUCUGCAUUUAAACAUCCUAUCAAGCAAAUAUGACGACAGUACUCUUGCACAAAUUGAACCAUUUGUCUAUGAGUGGACUUCAUCACAAAGAGGAAGCAUAAGUGCAGAGCAUGGUUUGGGCCUAAUGAAAGCAGAGAAGAUUCACUACAGCAAAUCACCUGAAGCAGUGCAACUAAUGGCUUCCAUCAAGAAGCUGCUGGACCCCAAUUCAAUCCUGAAUCCCUACAAGGUUCUGCCGCAGUCUGUACUGUAGCUAACGGUCCUCUGUUAUCCUGUAGUUGAAAGAAACCUGGUUAUUUCCAAACUAAUAUUUUGUCCCCUAACUUGUGAAGCUAACGGUCCUCUGUUAUCCUGUACUGUAGCUAAUUCAAUCCCGCUGCUUCCGCCAUCCACAUGGGAUUAUGGAAAGCAUGCGGGGUUUCUGUUCUGAUGGUACCAGUAGGUUAACAGAUCGCAAGCGCUCAACUUCACCGCGUUGAAAAGGCAGCUGAAAUAAGUCUGGAGAACUUUAUCCAAAAAGGAAAAGGUCUGGAGAAGCACGGCAUUGACAUGUGCCAAGUCUUCACCUUUUGUCAAAGUGACAAGUGGUUAAACAGAUUAAAGAUGCAUUCAUGCAAAGGAUUUUUUUUUGCCAA
Molecule: messenger RNA, 7469 nt
Organism: Panicum virgatum (switchgrass)
Lineage: Eukaryota; Viridiplantae; Streptophyta; Magnoliopsida; Poales; Poaceae
Product: probable D-2-hydroxyglutarate dehydrogenase, mitochondrial
Exons: 15
Coding region: 5402-7087 (561 amino acids)
Cellular component (GO): mitochondrion
Molecular function (GO): FAD binding; catalytic activity
Source: RefSeq, a predicted model, not a curated record